AUCCGCGAGACCGUGCAGGGGUUUGCUUCGCUGCCAUCCUCCUCUUCGUGCAUCUUUCCUCGAAGUUUCUUCUCAGUGCAGCACAGCGUAUGCCCACUCCUGUUUCCAUCCGCAUGACUGCCUGCCCCCGGAAGAAGGGAGGCCGGGAGUUGUAGUUUAUUUGCAGCGGUGACGUGGUGGACGGCGCGCGGGAGAUGCGGCGGUACCGCUGUGUGGCGGUGUUUGACCAUAUGUACUUCUUGUUAGGCAGGGGUCAUACUCCCUCAGUUACCGACUGUUCAGAAGUUGAGAGAAGCGUUUUAAUGUUUGCUGAAAUGACACCAGGUUCAAACCACACAUUGGCAAUCUCAAGGAAAGGGAUUGAAAGGAAUUGCUGCGCGCUAUGCAAACAACAGAAACCAAGAUCUGAGAAGGUCUGCCACAUUUCAGGAUCAAGGACAAAGGACCAGAGACAAACAAAAUCGCCCUGCCUCAGGACGUGUUUGGCGUUUUGCUUCAAGGACCAGGUGAGGAUGGAGCAAAGGGAGCCACCAGUGGAUUCUUAUGCUGAAGGGAUUGAUGGAAGACUCAGGGAACUGGCCUCAAAGUGGUUCAUAGAAACUCAAGUGCCACUCAUUGUCCACAAUGGCUUCUUCCCCGCUUGGUUCAUGGGCUUCAUCACAAGAAAGGAUGCUGAAGAAAUACUCAGAGAAAAGGAGCUGGGCUGCUUCCUGAUCCGUCUCAGUGACAAGGCCAUCGGAUACAUUCUGUCUUAUAAAGGCAGAGAUCGGUGUCGACAUUUUGUGAUAAACCAAACCGAAUCGGGGCAGUUUGUAGUCUGUGGAGACACUGAAGCCCAUGACACUGUCUCUGAACUCAUAGAAAACUACAAGACCAGCCCCAUUCAGCCAUUUGGAGAGUAUCUGACAGCCCCUUGUUGUGAGGUGCUGAAUGAAGAGCUGUAUGAUAUCAUCCAGGUUAGACCUAAAGCACAGCCUGUGGCCUCCGUUGAUGCUGUGAAGAGCAUGCGAAAACCGCAGAUUAACUCGGCCUCAGAGCAGCCACCUACACGGCCACCAAAGAGCAACAGGAUAUUAAAGGAAGCACCACCUUUGCCCCGAAGGAGCAGGCUCCUGGAGAAUGGCCCCAUGGAUGACCAGGACAGGGUUUUGUACGCUCAGCUCAGGAAGCAAUCACCCAGGGAGAUACCGAGGUUUCAACACAUCUGUCGGGACAAUUUAUCUGGAGAUAAUCCAGGGAGAACUGAACGAUCUGCACCCCAGGACCAGAACAUGAGGAGGUGUAGUCCUCCGUCCAUACCAGACUCUAUUUACUCUGAGCUCGACCUGAUGGACCGCAAGAGCAGAUCUCUACCACUACUGGACAACGGCUCUGAUGGAGAGCAGUCUUGCAGGCUGGCUGCACCCCCUCACACACCCCCGAGACUUUCCCCUAAACCUGUCAGACAACUCAUGUGCUAUGGCCCACAGCUAGAGAAGACAGACGCAUGCAGCAGACCGAGCAGCAGCCACAGCCUGGAACACAUGAGUGACAGUGGUGUCUAUCACCUGGCUGGCAAGCCUGGUAGCCCUCACACUACAUCAUCUGAGACGAGAUCAGAGCAGCACAGGGAUUCGGUGUAUGCUGAGGUCCCCGGUGAAUUCCUUGUUGGAUGCUACCCUCAGGUCAAUACAUACGAGCUGCUUCCGGGCCACGAAGACACAGCCAAACCUAAAACCCACAGCAACACUUAUGAGCCACUGGAGGACAUCAGACCCAAAUCCUGGGGGUUAAAGAAUGAUAAAUGGAAAUGGCUGUUUCCUGAGGUCAAGAGGAAAUGGUGAAGACGUUAUCAGCUACUGUGGAAAAUGUUCACUAAAUUUACUCUGACACUACGGUGGUACUGCCUGACACACACUCUGUGAAAGCUUCGGUUAUAUAUUCAACACAGGCUGACAUGUUUUUAACUAUUCAAAUGUCAUCUGUGAUAUUUUUCAUUUUUAAUGUAUUUAUUUAAAAUAAUUUCCAUUUUAUUUUCCAUAUGUACAGUAAGCUGAUGUGCUCAAUAAAACACAAACUGGGUGUUGAAGUUUUACAAAGCAAAAAUUGUGCCGUUAAAUAUAAAGCCACGAAUGAGAUACAAAAUAGCUCAUAACUCUGUACCCUCUCAAAUGAUUAUAUCAUUUCAGUGCAAGAGAAAAAGGUUGUACUCUGUAAAUAUUUUAACUACAGACUGCAAGCAUCAAUGCUGCACUUCACUCGCAGGAAACUUUAUUUGCAUACAGAUUUCAGACGCCUGUAUACAACAGCAAUGGGGAAGCGGAUCAAACAUACUGAAAUGUCAUUUAUUAUCUUUUAUCAUCUGCUGAUCUUUUACUCUACUUAUAGUUUCAAUGCUAGGCACUAAAACCACAGUAUGACUGAUACUUUAACAGCCUCUCUGUGUGCCUGAAUUUUUUCCCUGGUCACACUUAUUUUCACAAGCCAUUAAAUGCUGGAGCAGCAGAGGAAAGGAAAUAAGGUGUUCCAGUGAUGACAAACUAGGUUAGAUUAACUCACUGACACAUGAAAAACAUUCAUCUUGGAAAAUCAAGAGUAUUUCAUGACUUUUCUGUCAUCUUCUCUUUCACAACUUCCACAACACAGAAUGAUGAGGUGUCACUGGAAAACAGAAGGAAAUGUGUGGUCAUUUCUUACAACAGACAAACAAAAUGUCAUAAGGGGCUCAUUAUGUAUCAGUGGGUUUCUGCACCUGUGAAUAACACGCUGACAAAACGUGAUACAGGCUAAGGAGGAUCGGUGGCAAAAUCAUAUCUUCAUUUUAUUAUCGUAACAGCACAGUCUUUUCCCUAAUGGGUAACACUUUUCACUUCGCAAAAGUGCUAGCAUGUUAACACUUAACAAAUAGUUUAUAACACACAUUAUU
This is a messenger RNA of Scatophagus argus, 2905 nucleotides long. Its product is annotated as SH2 domain-containing protein 7-like. Gene Ontology annotation, cellular component: cytoplasm. Bases 195 to 1823 code for a protein of 542 amino acids. Lineage: Eukaryota; Metazoa; Chordata; Actinopteri; Scatophagidae. The record is from RefSeq and is a predicted model, not a curated record. The transcript is spliced from 9 exons.